UCCAAUUUGAAAACGUUUUAGAAAAUUGAGGAAAUAAUAUUACAAGAAUAUAUAUGGCAUUACAAGGAAACAUAAAUAUAAACAAUUACAGAAAUGUGAUGGGGGGCGGCGAAACUUCGAAAGCGUCAAGUAGUUCUAAUUAAUUGAAUAUAUUUCUUGAGCAAGUAUUUAAUUUAUUUAAAUUUUAUGUUAAAACUAACCAAAUAUAAUCAAGAACUUGAUUAUAAUUAAUAAAAUAGUCAUAAAUCAUUAUUUAUCACCAUGGGAAUGGAAGCUGUCGUUUUGGCUGCAAUUACAGUACUUACCAUUGUUUUUGUUGGAUCACUUUUUGCUCUUAUAAUGAUAUGUCGUCAUAAAUAUUGUCGGCCGUUUGAUUUAUUCUCACCGCAAUUUAAGGAUGCAAGACCGGAGAUUAAUCUGAUUAGUAAUGAAGAUAGUGCAGACAUGGAAUUAGAUGAUGUUCGUCUCCAUCCCAAUAUUGAAAAAAUUUUAGUUGAUGAACAAUGGGUAGAUGAUGCCACAGGUCUUAUACCUCAUUGUCUGGCAAUACUGAAAAAGUGCCAUCAUUUAACAGAAAGGUUGGUAGCCAUGAUGAUGACACGUUUCUCUCCUGAAUCAAUGCAAGAUUUGAGUGAAAUCAUUGAUGUCGCUAAAAGAAUAAGUCCUCGUGUCGAUGAUGUUGUAAGAGCUAUGUACCCACCAUUAGACCCAAGAUUAUUGGAAGCACGAUGCAUGGCUUUAAUUUUAUCCGUGAGUCACUUGGCACUCAUAAUACGAUCGCUUUGCCAGUUGAGAACUUCGUGCAGUUGGGUGGAAGCAGCUUUAACAGAUAUGGAAGAGAAUUUACAAGUGUUGAGAGAAGCUGGAAUGGCAUUGGAGGCUACUGCAUCACUGCAAACAAAUUCCCUGACAAACAACUCUACUGAUUCAAUUAACGCUAAUAACGUUAACGGUAAUUUGGUGACUAAAAUUGUUUGAAGUUAUGCUAUAUCCAAAGACUCUUCAUCACUGUGUCUUCCUACAUUCUAAUUUUAUAUCAUUCCAGUAUAUGAUUAAUGAUUAUUACCAAAAUUAAUUAAGCAUCUAUAGCAUCAAUAAUAACAUGGCGAUUUAUUAUAUUUUUACUAAAUGAUUUACUAUCAUUUAUCUAUUAUUUUGCUUUAUAGUACGUAGCAUUUUUUUUUCAAUUGGUACUUAUUACCAAAAUUCAAUUUAGUAUCAUUGGUGUCUACAAUAGCAUGAAUUUUUACAUUUCUUUUAAAUGAAAUAGUACCAUUCCUCUAUUAUUUUUUAUUUUUAGUACAAAGCUUAUUUUUUAUUUCAAUUUGUGCAUUAUUACCAAUCCCACUCAGUUUUAGAAGAAAAAAAAAUUUCCUGACUUUUACAGGUAUAUCAGGUAAAUUGCAAUGAAAAUCCAGUUCAUAUUUUAUAUGUACCAAGCAAGUUUUAAUAGGAAAAGUCAGUUUAACUAAAAAUGUGACAUUUUUACAACAAAUAAUUGUAAUAGAUGUUAGAACUCAAAUUUCAAUAACUGUUUACUAUUAUUGACAAUUCAAACUGGUUAUUUUCCAGUCAUGAUAUAGGAAUUUUCCAGGUUUUUGUAAAAAAUUGCAAUUUUUUCUUAUUAUUUCCUGAUUUUUGAAGUUAAAAUAAAAUUCCCUGGCAUUUCCCAGACCCAUGGGAGCCCUGCAAGAUUAAUUAAGCCUUAUUAGAGUCGAUAAUAGUAUAGCAAUUUUUUAUGCUUUCCUUAAAAUAAUAAGUUCCUUUUCUUCAUUAAUUUUACUUUCUAGAACAUAGCUAUUUUUUAAAUAUUAGUUGUACAACUAGUAUUGUGAAUUAACUUAAAUUAUUUAAAGUUUCUUUAAGUUCUAAUAUCAUGACUUCAUAUUGACGUUUCUCUAUAUUCUAUUUUCAUAACAUUCCAAUGCAUAUUCUAUUUUUUAUAUUACUCGUUAUAGAUGUGAUAUACAUAUAUAUAUUAGGAAUUUCAGAUACACAGUAUUUUUUGUAUGCAUUUAUAUACAUUGUAUUUAUUUAUAUGUUAUUUCAUAAAACAGCAAUACACAACUAUUUUGGAUAGCUAAAUACAAGAGGCAAAAGAUACUGAGUUGCGAGUGAGCAACACUGAUACGUAAUUGCUAGCCUUAUCUGAAAAUUUUUAAAAACUUGAGGGUUAGAUAGUUUCACUUCACAUUUUUUCCCCUAUGUGCAAUUAUUUUUAAUACUAUUUUUUCCAUACUUAGAAAUUAUUUCAGUUCUGUCACUGGGGCAGGAUUUUUUUUUCGGGCUUUCUGCGACAUACCUUUCUAAUACUAAUAUCUUUCUGCAAGAUAAUUUUAACAUAACAAAUAUGCAAGUUACUAAUUUAAAAUAACAAAAGGGUCAACUUCAAAAAAAAAAAAAAAGAAUAAACUUUUGGGAUCAAAUAAAAAAAAAUUUUUUUUAUUGAAUAUGCAAUAUAUAUUUUUUAUUUUGCAAUAUUCUCUUACUUUGUAUGGGGAAAACAUGAUAAUUAUUUCCUUUUUCGCAUUUUAUAAAUCAUCACACUAAAAAAUUUAUGAAAUCCGUAUCAGUAACUACCAAAAAAAAGAUCGACAGUGAAAUUACGCGAAUCGAACUCAUCAAACUAAACUAAUGCGUAACUAAAUGCGUGUUUUUAUUUCGAGAUUCAGUUGUAAUCAAUAAUAUCGUAUUAAAAGUAUAAACUUUUAACAGCUAUGAGUAAAUCAAUAGUAAUAACUGUAUUAAAAAAUAGAAUGAAAAUUUCUACAGGAAAGAAAACCAAAUUUUUUCACUUCCCAAAGGAAGAAUCUUUCUGCAAGAACUCAGUAACACUCUGCUAUGGGGAGUUCUGUUAAAUGGAAAAAAUAAUAUACUGUAAUUUUUAUACGCAAAAAUAACAUUUAUAAAAUGGAAAGAGAGAAAGAAAAUUAUUUUUUUCCUCAUCAAGAUAUAUUAAAAGAAAUAUAUUCUCACAGUUUAGAAAAACAAUCCUAUUCUACUGUUGUUGUUUUUUUAGAAGGGUUAAAGGAUGUUAAAAUUUUUAAAAGGUUUUUUACUGUUCUAAAAAUAUCAAAACAUUACUAUUCCUCAAUAAUAUAACCAACCAUCAUUACUAUUACCUCAAAGCAUUUACUCUCAUUUAUAUCAUCCCAAAAAAUAUAUUAAUACUCACUUAAAGUGAAUAGGAAAAGAUAUCUUAUUUAAUUUUUGAACAUUUGAGUUUAUAACUACAACUUUAAACUAAAAGCACGCAUCACUCGUCUAAAUUCAUAAUAACAAUACCCCAAAACAAGACAUAAGCUUUUCUUCAUGUGCUUAAUAUUUACAAACGCUAUUAUAACCAAACUAGAAUUCUUCAUUUCCUGUAAUUUUUCUAUGAUAUACUACUUCUAGUUAACAAUGUAUGAAAUUUGUGUUUUCUAAAUUCUGCUUCUUUUCUCAAUAUUAUCCAGGAAAAAAAAUUUCAACUCUGUAUCCAAUUUUAUAUUAGUUUGUAGUAGAGUCAGAAGCAUAACAAACAUACGUUUUUCACACAAGAAAAAAAGUUUAAAUAAGUAAAUUUGCUUUCCAGUUCUUCUCACAGUUAUCAGAGCUGUUUGUGCCCCCCCCCC
Molecule: messenger RNA, 3614 nt
Organism: Parasteatoda tepidariorum (common house spider)
Lineage: Eukaryota; Metazoa; Arthropoda; Arachnida; Araneae; Theridiidae
Product: transmembrane protein 98
Cellular component (GO): endoplasmic reticulum
Source: RefSeq, a predicted model, not a curated record